Myotis daubentonii (Daubenton's bat) is the source of this 2199-nucleotide messenger RNA. It is a transcript of the gene PP2D1, whose product is annotated as protein phosphatase 2C like domain containing 1. The record is from RefSeq and is a predicted model, not a curated record. Lineage: Eukaryota; Metazoa; Chordata; Mammalia; Chiroptera; Vespertilionidae. The transcript is spliced from 3 exons. Gene Ontology annotation, biological process: protein dephosphorylation. Gene Ontology annotation, molecular function: protein serine/threonine phosphatase activity. Bases 1 to 1938 code for a protein of 645 amino acids.
AUGAAAGCACCAAAUUGCAAAGAUAAGGGUCUGCAUCAUUCCUGGCACAUAAAUAUCUUUCCUCCUGCUUGCAGAGUAGUUUGGAGAGUGAUGAAAUGGAAUAUGAAAAAAUUUGAUUCAGAAGCGGAAUUCCUAGUUUUAUGGAGAAGAAAGCAUUUUAGAAGGAAGGAGGAAAGACCAUUAUGUUAUGCUGCAGACCAGCAAGAGCAGCAGCUCCGUGAUAAAGUGAUCACAAUCCCCUGUUCCAUAUGCAAGAAGGAAAUUGACCUAACUGGAUUUUUCCUACACAAAAGGCAACAUGAAGCUCUAGCCGCACUGGGUCUUGAAUGGAGGAGUGGAUUUAAACCAACACGCUUAGCGAUUUCUAGUAAGAGAAAGUUUACCAUUACUAAACUACUGUCAUCUUCUACAUAUUCUGAAAAAGGCCUAGACAGCUUGAAUAAUGCUUUAGAACUACUUUGGAAGAAACAAAUACCAGCGUACUAUAAGAUUAUGGACAAUAUUCCCAACAGUUCCAUCUAUUCACAAAAAAUCCGCCAUCUAUUAAUUAAAGGAGCAGCCAUUUGCAAUGACAAGAAUUCUACGUGGAAAGUGCACAUGAAUGAUAGAUUUACUGUCGUGAAUGAUUUUGGCAGUAAACCGAAUGUGUGUUUCUUCGGUUUGUUUGAUGGACAUCAUGGUCCAUCAGCAGCAGACUUCACAUCCAAGGAACUCCCAGUUUUACUUCUCCAUCAGCUUUCCGGAUUUGAUCCAUCCUACCAAAUGACCCCCAAAGAGCAAAAAUUAAUCAAUUCCUUCCAGACAGUGUUUAGGGAAGAGUACAUCGCUCUAGAAAGCCUCUUCUCUGUAAGCAAACAAACAAAAGAAUCAUGGUGUGAGCAUGAGAGCAUACACAAAGCCUUUGCCAAAGCAUUUUGGAGAAUGGAUAGGCUUUUACGUCUUGGAAGGCAAGAAGUAUCCAGGGUUCGAUGGAGUGGCUGUUCUGCAGUUGCCUGUAUAUUGGAAGGCAAAAUCACAAGUUCCCAUGACGAGAAGAAUCAGAGACCCAUUGACCAUGAUGGUUUGCCAGAGAGGUUACCUUCCCAGAACUUGCCACAAAUAAUUUCUGGAGAACUACAUAUUGCAUACACUGGUAAUGUACAAGCACUCUUAUGCAGAAAUGGGAAAGGCUUUCGCCUAACCAAAGAACACACUCUGAGAAGCAAAAAGGAAAAAAGAAGAGUACUUCAGAAUGGAGCGGUAGUUAGUUCAAAUGAACCAUAUGGACUCCUAGAAGGGCAAAUAAAAACCACAAGAGGACUUGGAUUUCAUGGAAAUCCCAAACUGAAAAAAUUCAUUAUCCCGGUACCUCAAACUAUGUCUGUCCCUAUAGAUGACUUAUGUCAAUUCCUUAUCUUAGCUACUAAUGGACUCUGGGAAGUUCUGGAUAAAAAGGAAGUCAUUGCAUUGGCAAUAACAAUGUUUCAAAUGUAUGAAGAAACAUACUCUUUAAACAUCCAAAAAGAAUCAUCAUCCAAAAAGCCUCUGUUACUCCCAAUCAAUGAAUCAAACGCUACUGAAUCAACAAGUAAUACCCACACAUUGUUUCAGCGUAAAUCUGAAGAACGUGUGUCAAGUACAAAUUCAAAAGAAAAUUUGUCUGAUGUAAAAUCUUCUAAAUAUUUCACUCAUGGUCCUAAAAAUACACAAACAUUUCUACCAGAAAUGACUAAUUGUGGUACUUGCAGUGAGAAAGCAACUGACAGGCCAACCCAUGCAGACGGUGUGCCAAAAGAUUCAAGUGGAAAAGAAAGAAUAUGCACCGAGGGUAUCUAUGAAGCGGCAGCUGAGUAUAUCAGCCAUGGACUUGUACAUGCUGCUUUAGUGGCUGGCUCCAGAGAUAACAUUACAGUUAUGGUAAUACUUCUCAAUGGAAGUGAAUGUCAGUUUCUGAAAUGAAAGAUAAAGUUCUGAUUAUCCAAAAUACAAAAAUAUGAAGACUCUUCAACUCUUCAAUGAACCAGAUAUUAGGAUAAUACAUCAAUACCACACAAAUCAUUUUUAAGAAUGUAGUGAAGAAAAUAUAAAGGCAGAUUUUUGAGUUACAUAAUACCAUUUAUAUAUGUUCACUGCUCCAUUAAAAAAAAAAAAGAGAGAAAAACCAGUACUUGCUUUUUAUACCACUUUAUUCCAACCUGAGCACCUCAAUAUAAAACUAAA